AUGUCCAACAACGACGUGGCCGCUGCCGACAAGCCUUGGGGUCGACGUCUCGUCGUCUGCUGCGACGGAACUUGGCAGUCGAGUGUCACCGACAAGGAAAACGUACCAUCCAAUGUCACAAAGCUCUGCCGAGUCCUAGACCGCUUUGGCACAGACAGGAAGAACCCCAACAAGAAAUGGCAUCAGAUUGUCUACUACGACAGCGGGAUUGGCACCGGCAACCUCAGUGGCACGGAGUCGACUCGUCAAGGCGGAACAGGCGCUGGCCUUGCGGAGAACGUCAUUGAGGCGUACAACUUCAUUGCCCUCAAUUACGAAGAGGGUGAUGAGAUUUGCUGCUUUGGGUUCUCGCGGGGUGCGUACACGGCGCGAGCGGUCGCGGGUCUAGUCACGGAUAUUGGCGUUAUCCAACCACUUGAGAUGCAAUUCUUCCCUCAAGUGUACCGCGCCUACAUGAACAACCACGAUGGGAGAACGCGGUUCAAGGAUUCGGAUCCUUGGAAGAGGCUCGUUGGCGAGCUGCCCACAGCAAAAGGCGAACCCGUGAUCAAGUUCAAGCCCAACGACGAAAGCAGGGAGAUCAAGGUCAUUGGGGUUUGGGACACGGUGGGUAGUUUGGGAGUGCCUGACAUUGGACCUUUCAACAAUGGAAACCUGCGAGCGAAGUUUGGCUUCCACAAUGUCAAACUUUCCGGCCAUGUUAAGCACGCAUACCAUGCUCUGGCUCUAGAUGAGCGUCGCGCUGCUUUCCGACCCACAUUGUGGUACAUUGAUCCAAAGAGUGUGCCUAAGCCCGAACUGAAGCAAGUCUGGUUCCCUGGCGUUCACAUCAACUGCGGAGGUGGCUCUGACGACGGCUUCUCAAAGAUGGAGGGCGACAUGGAGAACAUCUCCGUGGCUACGUUCACUUGGAUGCUUCAAUGCAUCGCCCCUCACCUUGACAUCAAACAGCAAGCGUUUGACGACUACAUGAACCAGUACACAUCGUGGCUAACAAAAGUGCGUUACAACUGCACCUACCACCACCCCCAAACCGAAGGCUGGAGCGAGUGGCUCUGGAAAAAGGUCCCGGACGUCCCCCUCAUCUCCAUCGGCGAGUCCAUCGACCCGUUGGCAGCCCCAAAGCGCGACCCAGAACACCAACACACCACGUUCGACUUCGGCUGGGGCGUCGGCCCCAUAAUCGACAGCUUCAACAAACUGUACCUCGCCAACGGCACCUACCCGCGGCAGCCGGGGCAUGAGAUGAUGGAAGUGAACGGCGCCUGGGUGCCCAUCAGAGGCAUCCAGGGCGACGAACAGCACCCGCCCACCGGCUUCGAAACAAACGAGUACAUCCACCCCCUCGUCCACUACCGGCGCACCGUGCGCCGCGCCCGCAGCUCGCCCGAAUGGGACCAGUGGACCUACCACGGCACCGCGCACCCGCUGGCCAACUGGACGCGCUCGCGCCGCGUCGACGACGACGGACGGUCGCGCUACUGGUGGCACAAGACGGGUGAAGACGACGCGCAAGAUGCCCGGUGGCUGCCUGAAUGGGCCAUUUUGCCCCACGGGACGGCGGAGAGGAACUUGGAGCGCUCGUGGUACGAGGCUGCGCAGGCCAUGGGGCGGAGGCUCAGCACGGCGCAGGCGGCGCGGGAUCGUGGGCAGGAGGAGUACCUGUCUGUUUUGGAUCGGGAGAUGGGUUUCAAGUCGGGCGCGAAGCCGCAGAACGCGUGA
Ascochyta rabiei is the source of this 1722-nucleotide messenger RNA. RefSeq lists its product as uncharacterized. The record is from RefSeq and is a predicted model, not a curated record. The coding region runs from base 1 to 1722 and encodes 573 amino acids. NCBI's taxonomy places the organism in Eukaryota, Fungi, Ascomycota, Dothideomycetes, Pleosporales, Didymellaceae. The transcript is spliced from 4 exons.